GUAAGCAAAAACACGGGCAGCCCAUGGAUGGCACGCUUCUAAUCAUAAUUGUUGCCUGCCAACCUGCAAUGCACAUGUGUCUGCAAUGCAUAGAGAUUAGGAAACAAUGGAUGAUCAACAAUCAGAUAUCAACUACAAACAGAAAUACAAGGUUCUCAAGCAAAAGCUGAAAUUUCUGGUGUAUGAAAAUGAAUCCUUUCAAGAAGAAAUGAGAAAGUCCCAGCGACGACUAUUACGAAUAUCACGAGAUAAGAGCUUCCUGCUGGACCGGUUGCUCCAGUACGAGAAAGUAGGAGAUUCCAGUAGUGAGUCUGAUGAUACUGCAUCAAGUUCAAGCGAGCCCGAGAAAGGCACAAAGGUUGCAAAAAGGAAAAAGACAUUGUCGAUAUCACAUUCUUUGGCUCCUCCUCUCGGCACAACUGAUCCAAUGGCAGCACUGGCUGCUCUAGGUUAUCCUGGCCUUUCGAAACCCGGGGGUAAACUUUCAAGUGGAAAGACGGGAGAACCACAUAAGAAAAAACCUAAAUCAAGCAGCAAGUCAUCCACCCAACCUGGUCAGUCGACUACUAAAUCCCCUGUACAGCGGGCCAAGCCUCACAAGAUGAGCACUGAGGAUAUCCAUAGACACCUACAAGCCAAAAAGCUCAUCGUUGACACAGAGACCAUUCCAACAAGUGUUCCUCAAGAGAUGUUCAGCACCACACCUGAUGAGAUAGCUGCUGAGCCGUCCCCUGCUCCACAACCAGAGGACAAUGACCAGCUAAUCAUCGACAUUCCUGAGUAGCCGCGCGAGAUUCGCACCUCGUGCACGGUGGCUCCAGCUGCAGGGCCGAUCGGGAGUCGACAGCGCCAUCAUCAACUGCGUCGUCGACAAUACUAUCGUGUCGGCGGCGGCCAUCGGCUUACCACGAUUGCCUGAUCAACAAGUGUCGGCUAUUGCCGCACUCAGCUGAGGCGAUGAGACUAGGCGAAAACAGUCCCUAUGUUCACACCUGCAUGCAACUGUGAAUUCGAGAUCCGUGGAUUGUCUCAGUGAUCGCACCUUGCUUACGGCUGUACGGUCAACACCCGAUAUAAAUCACUGUCAUCAGCUGUCUCUUAACUGUUGAACUUAAGGGUUCACGCAAGGUUACCUGAACUUUGUGGAGCUAAAGCGAAGUGGUGCCAGUGGAGUAACCAGGUUCUGUGACGAAAAUGUUCGGUUGGGAACGAUGAUAGAAUGUCAUGUCAUGUGUGAAGCAGUCGAUCAGUGCACCACAUGCAAAACACAGUCACAAUGCCAAGCACACAUACAUUUGCCCAAGUGGGUGGCCAUUGUCUCUUGCUUAUUAAAAAGGACUGACAGUAUUAUAAACAGCACCCUGUGUGCAGCCCUGACCGAAAAUAUCUUGUCUAAAGUUCAUGAAGAGUAGCGGUGGCACAUCACCAAGAAUUCAUGCAUAAAUUAAGAUGCUUCUUGCAUAGAUUAAGCAAGUCCCUGGUACUAUUUCAUUCAAAAGUUUUUCGUCAAUUGAAAAUUUCACAUGACCGAUGUGGUGACUAUAUUUUGAUACAUAAACAACAUAUCCAUUGCCUGAAAUUAUAUAUUUUUAGACAGGCUAGUGCAAAAAGCUAGGUAUAUAAAUUAUUUGCAUUUGUUAUUGUUAACAAAACUAAAAGCACAGUGCGGCAUGUAAGAACGAUAUAACUACCAUUUAUUAAAAAGUGACAGUGAUAACGUGAUGGAUCCAGGAUUUUAUAAAAAGGCGGAUGGCUGUUACUCAUGGAUUGUGUGUGAAAUAUCAUCAGGUGUGUUGCGUACGUGCAUAUUAUAUACGUGCAUGCACCGUAGCCUUGUGCGCAUGCUUGAUACGACACUGCACUGGUGACAGCUGUUGCUGUAUGACGUCAUAUUCAAAUGUACGUAUGACAAUAUUUUUGUCCUGCUGUACAUGUAUAUAUAUAGUUCCAAGUGUUUAAAGUACGCUCUGCAGAGUUGCCCCACUCGAUGAUAGCUUACGUAUCUAUUUCUCGUUAUUAUUAUGAGUUGGUGAUAAUUUUUUACCAUGUGCAGACAAGAUCCCGGUUAUGCGCAUUGCCACACACCAUAGAAAUGCAUUGAUAACCCGUCUAGGGUAUUAUUUCUAAGGUCAACGCUCAGCAUGGUGCAAAACAUCACAUUCAGUUUUUGUGUUAUCGUGUAAAUAAAUCGGAAACGUCUUGUAGACGUGGCUUAUAUCACAUCGCAAUAAAGCGUAGUUUUCAUACCUAUA
Molecule: messenger RNA, 2252 nt
Organism: Priapulus caudatus
Lineage: Eukaryota; Metazoa; Priapulida; Priapulimorpha; Priapulimorphida; Priapulidae
Product: INO80 complex subunit E-like
Exons: 8
Coding region: 107-784 (225 amino acids)
Biological process (GO): chromatin remodeling
Cellular component (GO): nucleus; Ino80 complex
Source: RefSeq, a predicted model, not a curated record